Molecule: messenger RNA, 531 nt
Organism: Psilocybe cubensis
Lineage: Eukaryota; Fungi; Basidiomycota; Agaricomycetes; Agaricales; Agrocybaceae
Exons: 3
Coding region: 1-531 (176 amino acids)
Source: RefSeq, a predicted model, not a curated record
AUGGUCCUUGUCUCAGCGACGUCUUGGGACGAUUCUUCGGGCAGAAUGACAUCUCUGUCCGCCAUGUUAGCUGAAAAAGGCUUUACUUGUGUUCAAACUGAUUUGAAAAUUUCUGACUGUUCCAUGAACGAUGCGCAGGCAAUUAUGAAAAGCUUUGAAUCUGAGCUCUCGUCCAUGAUUCGCCUAGCUGCCAUCCCUUUUCCACCUGUUAUAAUCGCCCGGGGGGCAGCAUGUGUAGUUGCACAGACAUACAUUUCCUCUCAUCCAGCUUCUGGAAUGAUUUUGCUCUCCCCACCUGCAUCGAACGCCGAACUAGUGGAGAGUUGUAAACUCCCGACGCCCUUAACAGAGUUCAACUUUGAACCUAAUUUCCCAAUUGCUAUCAUUGGCUCUCCUGCAGAAGUAAAACACCUGCGCAAGAACAACAGAAUAUGCCAAAGUCAAAAUGUUGAUAUUAUUUCCGUCGAAGACAUGGACGAAUCCCAGAUAUUUUUUGAGAUAGACCUUUGGCUGGACAAGUGCGGGAUGUAG